AGGCUGAAGGCUGCGGUGCACUACACGGUUGGCUGCCUGUGUCAGGAUGUUGCAGAAGACAAAGACGUGCAGUUCAGCAAACAAACCAUUGCGGCUAUUUCAGAGAUCACCUUCAGGCAGUGUGAGAACUUUGCAAAAGACCUCGAAAUGUUUGCAAGGCAUGCAAAACGAAGCACAGUUACUACAGAAGAUGUGAAGCUUUUGGCUAGAAGGAGCAAUUCUUUGCUAAAGUAUAUCACCCAGAAGAGUGAAGAGCUCGCAUCAAGUAACAUGGAGCAAAAGGAGAAGAAGAAAAAGAAGUCCAGUGCAGCUAAGGGAGGGAGAACUUCUGGGGAACAAGAAGUAGCUGUGACUGAAAGUGAAGAUUCCAACAUGGCAUGA
Molecule: messenger RNA, 381 nt
Organism: Fulmarus glacialis (Northern fulmar)
Lineage: Eukaryota; Metazoa; Chordata; Aves; Procellariiformes; Procellariidae
Product: centromere protein S
Exons: 4
Biological process (GO): resolution of meiotic recombination intermediates; replication fork processing
Cellular component (GO): Fanconi anaemia nuclear complex; FANCM-MHF complex
Molecular function (GO): protein heterodimerization activity; chromatin binding
Source: RefSeq, a predicted model, not a curated record